Messenger RNA from Verruconis gallopava, 2166 nucleotides. RefSeq lists its product as uncharacterized. The transcript has 2 exons. The record is from RefSeq and is a predicted model, not a curated record. Bases 270 to 1913 code for a protein of 547 amino acids. NCBI's taxonomy places the organism in Eukaryota, Fungi, Ascomycota, Dothideomycetes, Venturiales, Sympoventuriaceae.
CCUACACACGCAUCGCUCCCCAUCGCGGUUUGAAGCUCGCCGACUGACACGUCCGAUUGCGGUCUUUUUCUCAGCUUGAAUCGGUCUCGCCCCGCGCGAUUAAGCAAGGCCUGAGACGCUCGUCUGGGACCUGAACCACGAUCCCGCCGUGCUAGCCCCUGAUUUCCGCUCGGCGAACGAAUCACCCAGUCGGCGGGACUUUCUUGGUCCUUCGGACUAGAACAAAGCAGCAGAAGAGGAGAGGGGCGACGGCGAGGAGGGUUUAAGAUAUGCCAAACCCUAUUCCUCCGCAGAAGAAUGCCUUCCUCCCGCCCUCUGCCAACUCUCCGUCCACCGCCUCUUCAUCGUCGUCGGCGAAGAUCUUCUCCAGGACCGGCUCGCUGUUCGUCUCCAGUCGCAGGAGAGCUGAAGCCAAGGACCAAGCCGUCGCUUCAGCCGGCUCCUCCAGUCUUUUGACGUCCCCGACUCAUACUCCCGCACCAGCAAGCAAUCCAGUCAAACCAGGCGCCGUUCUCGAGCACCCAACAAGUCCGGGCUCGGAUCCUGCUCCCCCUUCGGGCUCCAGCGACGACGCGUCCAAGAGCCCAGAGCAUAAUCGCAUCCCCAGCGACACGUCUCUGCCCCCGACGCUGAUCCCAACUCGAACCAGCUCCAAAUCCUCCAAGCGCGUUCACCGGCACUCGCAUUCUGCUACCCACGUCGACUUGGGCAAUCUCCGCCGUUCCAUCAGCCUGCGCUCCGUUUCCUCUCCACACAAGCACUCCUUCUACCACACACAUUCGCGUGUCUCGUCGAACACCUCCUCCGCCGCGACCGAGGCAACCUCCAGCGCACCAUCUUUACACACGCAACACUCCAAGCCACUUCUUCACAUUCCUGCGUUUGCAAAGAAGCAGAAGAGCGCGGACGCGCUAAACACGCUUUCUGGAUCUGAUACGAUAACUCCACUGGAACCCGCUCGCUCAAAUCACAUUAUGAACAUCUCUUCCGUACAAUAUAGGCCUGGGCAGCCGCCUACCGGACGAGCGCCGGGUGCUUCAAUAUCUUCGGUCAACACUUCAUACACACAGUCAAGUAAUGGUCUGGGUUCUACGAUGCAAGUGCCACCACCAGUCGCGGGGCUACAGACACCGCAAAUGGUGUAUCAGCAAAUCAUGGACACAGCUUCGAAGCGAAUAUCGACAUUGGACUAUCUACGGAAAGCCCAUGAGGGACGAGUAUACUGGUUUAACACUCUACUCUUCACCAAACCUGACCUUCUCAAAUUCUCUUACUUCCAACCAGCAAAGCUUGCCCGUAGGGCUACCAAUUAUCUCCUGCUUGGCUUCUCCCUGCCCACAAUCCUAGACCUCAACUCACAAACGCCCACGGAGUAUCUCAAAGCGCUCAAUGCGCUCUUAGUCGAAUUUGAGCAGUACCAACAGCUUCACCCGGCUGAUGGCACCGUAUCUUCCUCCCUCUCCCGCGCACGCGUGCCCCACAUGUUCAAGCGCAACGCCGGGAAAGGUCGUCGACAAUCCUCCACGACGGACUUCGGAUCGACUCUUGGGUCCACGCCGGAGGGCACAUCUAGCUUCCUGAACUCGGGCAGCUCAACAACGAGUGACAACUUGCUGCCGCAGGAAAAUUACCAGCACUUGCUCACGCCAAGCCUACCGUUCGACCCCGACUUCUUUGAGACGUUCGCGACGCUGUGCGACGUGCUUAUUGACUGCUACACAAAGGUCACACAACUGAUCAAAGGGCCGGAAAUGUGCACGGGCAACGUUGGCGAAUUGUUUGGGAAGGCAGAUGCGAGGGUACGAAAGGUGAUUGUGGCGGGAGUGGUACGCGAAUUUGAGGAGAGGUGUAGAGAAGGUGUUAAGAGCGAGAUUGCCGGUGUGGGAAAGGUGGUGCUGGGUGGUCUGAUGUAAUAAUAAUUAUGAACGAAUGUCAACGAGGAAAAGGCUUUGGGGAACGGUGGGACUCUGCAUUCUUGCACUGCGAGCUACGCGUGGCAUGCAUGUGUUAUUCUGGUGCGCGAGCUUGUAACCUGUAUAUUUAUCUUUGUGAUGGGGAUACCCGCGGCUCACUAGACAAGAGCUUGAUGUCUUUCUCAUGACGAAUCCGCUGCUACGCCUAAUGACGAAGGAGUCCGUCACUGAGAUAUCUAUAGAUGUAUAUGAC